AUCAAUCUUUUUAUUUUUUGCUUAAAGAAAAACUUUUCUCCUGAGGAAUCAAUCAACCUCUUGUGCAAAAAAGAAAAAAAAAGGGGGGGAGGAAUAGCAACAUUUGAAAUCUUGGCUGGUGCCAGCUACACACUGGGAGGGAUUUUCCAGGUAUGCCUUUACAGGAAGCACUACAAGGAGCUAUUUUUGUCUUUAAGAUAGAGCAGAUAAGAAGCACGAGGAGCCUACCUGCUCACAAGAAGCCUAGCGAGUAAGCAAGGGGUCCUGGCAUGAGAAUCCUGAGAACUCAACUCGAGAGUUUUCAUAUGGUUCGUGCGCAUCACGGCUAGUCAAUCGAGCGCAAACGAUUUAACAUCCUGGGACAAUGUCACGUUAAUUACGCUCGCCUUUCUCUUUCUCCUCCCCCUUCCAGGGCCUAGAACGAUUUGGCUGAUUGCAAAGAAGCGAGAGCUGCAGGGGAACCUCCUGAGUUCUGCGCGCCAGUUUCCAACGUAACCGGGCUUUUGUUUUCGCACACCGGAGCUAUUUGUAGCCCCAGCGAUUUCACGAGAAGGAGCUGCCCUUGCACAGCCAGCUGUUUGAAAAUCCUGGAAGAACUUUCUCCGAUGAGGGGAGGGGCGGGGCGAAGGGCGGCCCCAGAAGGCGAACCCGGGGGCUGGGCGCCGGCAGGUUGGGUGAACUCCCGCGGGGGCGGGGGCGCCUCACCUGGCAGCUUCGACUUUCUCUCGUUCCCGAAGCCGGAUCCCACUUGCGCGCUCACAGCCGCAGUCCGGCCCGGCUUCGCUCCCCUGUUAUGGGAUCCCCCGAAGGAGGGAAGCUGGACAUAAAGGACGUGUCCCGGCUCCGCUCGCUCUUCCUCGCCUGCGACGUGAAAGGCUCCGGCCGAAUCGAGCGCGACGACUUCGGCUUGCUGUGCGCAGAGCUGCGGGUCCGCCCGUCCGAAGCCGAGACGAUCUUCCAGCGCCUGGACACCGACCGCGACGGCGCCAUCACCUUCCCCGAGUUCGCUCGCGGGUUCCGCGGCGCCACUCGGCGGCGGAGGCAACAACAGCACUGGAAGAACCGAGGAGGAGAAGCCUGGGACGAGGAGAUGGACGACGAGGGGCGCGAGCAGGACGGGAGCGACGCCUUCGACGUUUUGGUUGGGAUGGCGGCGGCGGCCACUGCUGCAACGGGGCCGAGCCAGGCUUGGCGCGAGUUCGAGCUUCGGCUCGGCGAGGAAGCAGGAUGCAUCCCCAGGCAAGAGCAGGUCAGUGUUCUGUAUCAGAACAUCAGUAUAGUGGAACCACGAUUAAUUCAGCCUUAUGAACAUGUUAUUAAGAACUUCAUUCGUGAGAUCAAGCUUCAAAGUGCAGAGAUGGAAAACUUAGCCAUAGCUGUAAAAAGGGCACAGGAUAAAGCAGCAAUGCAGUUGAGUGAACUAGAAGAGGAGAUGGACCAGCGAAUACAGGCUGCAGAGCACAAAAUCAAGAAAGAGGAGAAACGCAAGGCAGAAGAGGCUCUGAAUGAUCUCAAGCACCAGUAUGAAGCUGAAGUUGAUGACCUCCAAGUGACAAUAAAGAAACUUAAAAUGCUUGAAGAACAAUCUAAAAACAUCAAUCACAAAGGAGAUUUGGCACUGCUAAAGAACAGGAUACGUGAUUUGACAUUGGAAAAUCAGAAACUUAAAAAAGAUCUAAUGGAAGCGCAAACGAACAUUGCUGUCCUUCAGAGUGAAUUAGAUACUUUGAAAAGUGACCUUGCGGAUCAGAGUUUGAAUUCAGAGAGAGACCUGGAAAUGAUCAGAGAAUAUACUGAAGACAGAGAUAGCUUGGAAAGGCAGAUAGAAAUACUGCAGUCAGCGAACAGGAAACUUCAUGACAGUAACGAUGGCUUACGAAGUGCAUUAGAGAACAGCUGGAGCAUAUAUAACAGAUCGCUGCGUCUAACUAACUCUUCUCCAGCAAACACAGUCUCCAGAAACAGUCCUAAAUGCAUGGGUGGCCAGUCUCCCCAAAAUGCACGAUAUGACAGGUCAUCUCAUUCUUCCUAUGUGGAUGAAGACUGUGAUUCUCUAGCACUUUGUGAUCCCAUGCAGAGGAUAAACUGUGAGGUAGACAGUUUGCCUGAAAGCUGCUUUGACAGUGGUCUGUCUACCUUGAGAGACUCCAAUGAAUAUGAUUCAGAAGUGGAAUCCAAGCAUCAAAGGAUUUCUCAAAGGUCACAGUGUCCACAGGAAAGCUUUGCAGGAGAUGCUUCUGAUACAGACGUCCCUGAUAUCAGAGAUGAAGAAGUGUAUAACCCUGAGGAAGUCAGUUCAGUCUUAGAUUGGAAACCAUGCCAGCCUAUUAGUCGAAGCAGUUCUGGAGCUUCCACAAGGAAGUACAUCUCUGCCCUCUCUCCACAGCCAGACUCCGUAGAUUGCAACUUGAGGUACGCAAGCUCAGAGAAGUCUUACAAGAUAGUUCUUGCUGGGGAUGCAGCAGUUGGAAAAUCUAGUUUUCUUUUGAGACUUUGCAAAAAUGAAUUUCGAGGGAACACCAGUGCAACUUUAGGUGUUGAUUUUCAGAUGAAGAGGCUUAUUGUUGAUGGUGAACCUACAGUGUUACAGCUAUGGGACACAGCUGGGCAAGAGAGGUUCCGAAGCAUCGCAAAAUCAUACUUCAGACGAGCAGAUGGUGUGCUGCUACUGUAUGAUGUUACGUGUGAGAAAAGUUUUCUGAAUGUACGAGAAUGGAUAGAUAUGAUUGAGGAUGCAACACAUGAAAAUAUUCCAAUCAUGGUGGUCGGAAACAAAGCAGACCUUCGUCCAGUGGCUUAUGAACAAGGAGAUAAAUGUAUACCAGUACCAGUAAAUUAUGGAGAAAAGCUGGCCAUGGCUUACAAUGCAUUGUUCUGUGAAACAAGUGCCAAAGAUGGAUCAAAUGUUGUGGAGGCAGUUCUUCACCUUGCUCGAGAAGUGCGGAAAAGAAGCAAUAGUGAAGAUGACGACAGGUCUGUAACCGACUUGACAGGGACAACAACAAAGAGGUCAGCGCUCACCAAAAAUUGCUGCAAUGUUUAGAUGAACAAGAUUUUUUUUUUUGCCCCAAAAGGAACACACUUUGUGGUCUAAAACAAUCCGAGGAAAAAAAUGAAGGAUAGUUUAUGCUAGAGCGUUUGUGGAGGAGAGAGAGGGAGUCAUCGUACAGUGGCCUGGUCCAUCAGGCUGCUCAGCAACUUCACGGUUCCUGGAAUAAUGCUGAGGUAAACCAAGUCACGAAGAAGUAGAUCUCCAGUUCAGCAGCAUCAAAAAUCACUUGCUGAAUGUAGGUCCACUCUGCUUCAAACCAUAUGUGCCUUUUUUGCACUGACUUGCUUGGCAAAGAAUUAAAUACAUUUUUCUUCUUGGUGUCACUUUAGUAGUAAAUACUAAACUAUAAACAUGGAAAUUCUGCUUCCUCUUCCAUAGCUGGAAUACAUUGUCACAUCUUCAAGGAAUUUGACUGUCAACCUGAAACUCAUACCAUUCUUGGAAGAGUUGCUGAAAUUUCUGAAUUUCUCUGUUCCAUGUCGUGCCAAAAUCAUGGGAGACACAAUGGCAGCUGCAAUCGAGGAGUUGAAUCUAAAUGGAAAAGGAAAAUGUGGCGCUGUUCAAAGCCAAACUUUUGCCUCUCCAAAGAGCAGCUGUCCAGUACAGAAUCAUAUGAUUGGCUUUGUUUAGCCUGGGAAAAAUAAGCAGUGCAAGUUUGUUACUUUUGUUUGAAGCUGUACAUAUUAGUUAAUGGGAUGAAUAAGAGAGGCCUAAAUCUCACUGAGGUUCUAACCCAGGGUCCAGGCUUUUCCAUUAUAGCUUGCAGGUAAGAGCUUAUAUGAUAAAAUAUUCAGUGAGAAAAAGGUUCAUCUACACAGAAAACGAGAAUCUUAGGCAAAAGGAUAAUAUAGAACUUUUGCCUGUGAUAUGUAGUCUUCUGUGUGGACAGAUGCUAGUUUUCUCUUAUAAAGAUGAGUCCUUGCCUUCAGUCUGAAGUGGCCUUGCCCAUGGGUUUAUUGCCUCAAUGAAAACUAUGUCUUUAUGCAAUGGAGCUAAACCAGCAAUGGCCUAUAGUUCUGUCUAAUUAACCCAAGGAUUCUUAAACUGUGUCAUCAUCAGCUGAUGUCUAUCUUGCUCUGACAAAACAGCUCAUUUGGAAGUACCUUUGUGCUAGUCGUAGUUUAAACAAGCCAAAGAAAAACUACAAGGUUUUAAGAAGAGAGGGGUUAAUGGGAAAUAAAAUAACUGCAAAGAAGACCUCUCCCCCCCAAAAAAAUUCUUAAAUGAGAUCUGAAAUUUGCCAUACUAGCAAAUAUGGAAUGCGAAAGACAACUCAUGAAACACCACAAACCUUAACACUGGGGUGUUGAAAGCCACUAAACCAGCCAAAAACAUUUAAAAGUUUAGGUGCAUUGGUAGAUGAAGCUUGUGUAAUCAAACCAACACAAAUGAUCAUUUCAGUAAGCUAAGCCCACGUGGCUUGCAGAAUAUUUCCUCUUUAAAAAUACAUACAUAUGUAAACAUAACAAAUCAGCCAUCAGUCCAAAGCUGCCAUAUUUCAUGGUUUGGUGUGUUAUUGCUUGCUAUUUUAAAUAUUAUCUUGAAGCAUCAGUAGAUGAAAGGCUAAGGUAUUAAUGAAUCCAGAUCUUGUUUGAAACAAAAUAUUGUAUUUUUAAUAGUUCUGGUCUGAGACUUUUUGAAGCAUGUACUUAAUUUUUGAAUAUCCAAUGCAAUCUUACUGGGUUGAGUGUGUGUGUGUGAUAUAUAUAAUAUAUACAGGCUUUGCUUUUGAACCUCACAGUGCUAGCCUGAAUCAGGACUAAUUUAAUAGAGUUUAGAGUUCUUCUGGUAAUUUGUUUUAAAGUUUUCACAAUAUCAAAGCACUUAAUUGUGUGAGAGGAAGAAAGAUAUAAAUACCUGGCUUGAUUUUUACCAUCGUUGCAGUCAACAAACAUUAAAUUAACAUAAUUGCACUUUUGAUGUCAUUAAGUCCAAGUGAUCCUUUGUGGAUGUGGAGUUCCCAAGAGCUCCUCUGUUCAUAUCCAUGGUAUGAGCAGUUUCAUGUGUACAGUGAGGGUUGAUUUAUGAGGCUUUCUGCAUCCAUUCAAGUAAAUGGGGAAGCCAGUUUAUGCUGGAAGUUCAUGUACACAUCAGAGGGAACAUGUGUCAAACUCUGGGAUUGGAACACAUGGCACCAAACAGAUCCCGCAUGUAUUUCUGCCAGUAUGAGUGGCUGUUAGAGAGCAGCCCAUUUGUAAGAAUAUUUCUUUUUUGAUUUAAGUACAAGCUAAGUGGUCUUUUUAUUUAUUUAGUGGCCAUGUUACCUUUAUACAUGUGUAUUUAUUUUCAAAGGGAGAUGUAUGUUUUUUUUCUGAGAAAAUCUGUACAUAAGAUUAUUUUUAUGCAUUUAACAGAUUAUUUUUGUCCCUUAUUGCCUUUAUCUUUUAAAAUAGUAUCACUUUUUUGUGUUUUUACUAUAUAAUCUCAUGUGCUUUGGUAGUCAUCAGGUAUAUCCUGGUAUUAGUUUGUGUGCCAAAAUAUGCUCCAUAAAAUAUCUUAGAAAUAAAAUUACAUGUAUAAAGCA
Molecule: messenger RNA, 5576 nt
Organism: Heteronotia binoei (common prickly gecko)
Lineage: Eukaryota; Metazoa; Chordata; Lepidosauria; Squamata; Gekkonidae
Gene: RASEF
Product: RAS and EF-hand domain containing
Exons: 17
Coding region: 794-3043 (749 amino acids)
Molecular function (GO): calcium ion binding; GTPase activity; GTP binding
Source: RefSeq, a predicted model, not a curated record